Molecule: messenger RNA, 933 nt
Organism: Melitaea cinxia (Glanville fritillary)
Lineage: Eukaryota; Metazoa; Arthropoda; Insecta; Lepidoptera; Nymphalidae
Exons: 1
Coding region: 1-933 (310 amino acids)
Source: RefSeq, a predicted model, not a curated record
AUGGCCAAUAAAUGUAACAGCUGUGGUAAAUUCACAUCCUCAGCAGAUGGCGCUAAGUGCAAGAAAUGCUCCCUUACUUUCCAUCGUGGGUGUUUAUCGAACUCGAGCCCUGGCAAUACAGCUGCACCUAAAUGGUUAUGCAAAGGCUGUAAAAGCAACGACGGGUGUGCAGAUGCUUUUUUAGAUGAUAAUAGUGUUAGUAGUAUCGAAGCUAUGACAAAAGCAAUUGAACUCCUACGCACUGAGCUAUCGGCUUGCACAAAGGAGAUGUGUUCGUUUAGGCAGGAAAUUGGCUCCAUUAGAUCAAGUUUGGUUGAGUUUAACAGCCGCAUAGACGCAUUUGAUGAACGUUUGUCUAAGUUAGAAAGGGAAAAAGAGAUCCUAGACACUAAUGAAAACACCAUAGCCCAGCUUAGAGCGGAUAUUAAUGAGCGAGAUCAGGAGCUGUUGCUCAAUGACAUAGAGAUCACCGGUAUAACGGAGCUCGACGGCGAAAAUCUUACGCAUGUAGUCAACCUGGUUGGUAAUAAAAUAGGGGUAAACAUCGAUGAACGCGAUAUAGUGAGUGUGCAGCGCGCCGGUCCCCGCCGAACUUCAGCUACAUCGACUCGGCCUCGAACCCGAGCCAUCUGUGUGCGCCUGGCCCGACGUACUGUCCGCGACGAGAUACUACGCGCGGCGCGCGUGAGACGGGGGGCGGACUCGGCCGGCUUUAACAUUGAUGCACAGCCACGACGAUUUUACGUCAACGAGCGUCUCACUCGCACUAACCGUCAAUUAUUUUACGCUGCUCGCGCGAAAGCUAAGGAAGCGGGUUGGCGGUACGUGUGGACGCGAAAUGGGCGCAUAUUCGCGCGCCGAGAUGCUGGUUUAAAUAAUAUUAGACAUCGUAUUGGAUCUACCAAUGACAUUGAAAAGGUUUUUUGUGUAUAG